Guillardia theta CCMP2712 is the source of this 975-nucleotide messenger RNA. RefSeq lists its product as hypothetical. Gene Ontology annotation, molecular function: protein binding. The coding region runs from base 1 to 975 and encodes 324 amino acids. The transcript is spliced from 2 exons. NCBI's taxonomy places the organism in Eukaryota, Cryptophyceae, Pyrenomonadales, Geminigeraceae. The record is from RefSeq and is a predicted model, not a curated record.
AUGUACACAUGGAAGCUUAGUCCCAAGGCGAGGGAGGCGCCGGCACCUGCCUCGCCGUGCUCAGACGACCGUGCUGGUCCUGUACUCCCAUGGAAGGCCCCAAGGGAUACCGCGAGCUUUCGAGCGUUUAUGGACGACGCGAAAGCGAGGGGCUCAGCGAGCAUUGCGAGCAUACUGCACAAGAUGCGGGAGCAGGUGGACAACGCUGAGGUACAAGAAGCAGGAUGCGAGGCACUGCAAUUGCUGGCGAAAAUACACGUGGAUGAGGUCAGGAACAGCAUGUGCCUGAAAGCAGGGAUGAAGGCCGUGGUGACAGCGAUGACGAGGCUUGCGGACAGACCAGAGGUGGUAGAGGUGGGACUGAAGACCUUGAUCACCAUUGCGCUGAAGCACCAGGAGCUCCGCCACAUGCUGAGAGACAUCGGAGGGAUCGAGGCCGUGCUCAAAGUGCUGAGGGAGCACGCCACGUCGAUCCUUGUGCAGGAAGCCGGUUGCAACGCCCUCUUGGCCCUGAUGCAGGACAACGAGAUCAACCGGACGAGGGUGAAGGAGGGAGGAGGGAUCGAUGCGGUGAUAGCGGCGAUGAGGAUGUUUGCGAGCGAUGCGGUCCUGGUGACGGCAGGGUGCGACGCGCUGGGCUGGCUGGGAUGGGAGGACGCGCACAGCCAGGGGGAGAUCAGAGAGAGGGGAGGGAUCAACGCGGUGAUGAGGGCGAUGAAGACCUUCAAGAUGUAUCCUCGUGUGCAGGAAGCUGGAUGCCGGGCUCUGGGGCGCCUGGGGAGGAGGAACAGGGUCAGCCAGGCCAAGAUCAGGGAGGACGGAGGGAUCGAGCUGGUGGUGGAGGCGAUGCAGACCCACCACAUGUCCUUGCUGCUGCAUAACGUGGGAUGUCGGGCCCUGCAGUACCUGGCGGAGAACAACGAGGAGAGUUGCUCGAAGCUGAGGGAGCUCGCCAAGAAAGUCUCAACGUCCUGA